AUGAGCGGUUGGCCAACAUCUACCAGGCAAUGGCGCGUUGCGCAGCGUCCAACUCACCUACCGCAACUCACCGGUCCCGAUGCGACGUUUGAAAUGGCCACCGUGCCCUUGCCCAGCACACUGCAUCCUGAGCAGGUUCUACUCAAAACGUUAUUCCUGUCGAACGACCCUGCCCCUCGCGGCUGGAUUUACAAGGACCUCGAGCCCGAGCGCCUCUAUGCAACAGCCCUAAACCAAGGCGACUUGGUCCGCGCGCGCACCGUCAGCGAAGUCCUCGAAUCGACAAGCGCGGCUUUCAAGCCUGGAGAUCUCGUUGUGUCGAUGACAGGCUGGACGGAUUUCUUCAUUGUGAGCUCAAAGGAUGUACAGUUGGCCAAGCCGCUGCCGAGAGGGUUGAGUCCCUCGCACCACCUGGGUUUCUUUGGCGUCUCGGGCCUCACGGCCUGGCAAGGCCUGGUCGUGGUCGCGCAAGCCAAGCCGAGCGAUGUGGUGGUCAUUAGCAGCGCGGCCGGUGCCAUUGGGAGCAUUGCGGUGCAGUUCGCGAAGCGCUACAUCGGGUGCAAGUACGUGGUGGGGAUCGCGGGCUCGGCGGAGAAAUGCGAGUGGGUGGUCAGCAAGCUCGGGGCAGAUGCUUGCCUUAACUACAACGAUCCCAACUUUGUUGCCGACCUGAAGCAGGCCACGCAGGGUCCGGAGAGAGCGGUGGAUGUCUACUUUGACAAUGUUGGAGGGUCGACGCUAGACCUUCUGCUUACACGGAUGGCGCGCCACGGCCGCGUCGCCGUGUGUGGCCUGAUCAGCAUGUACAACCAGCCGAAGACGGAGGCAUAUGGGGUGAAAAGCUGGUUUGAUGUCGUCAGCAUGCGCAUCAAGCUCGAAGGGUUUGUCGUGUACGAUGUGUGGAAUCGGCGCAGCGAGGCUGCGGACUUGUUAAUCAAGGCUGUGGAAGACGGCACGCUCGUUGUGGACGAGCAGCAGGAGACGGUGCGAGUGGCGAGCUUCGAGGAGAUUCCCAAGGUGUGGCUUGAGAUCUUUGGCCGCAGCGUCUCUGGCAAACUGGUUACCAAGUUUGUGGGAUGA
Molecule: messenger RNA, 1080 nt
Organism: Neohortaea acidophila
Lineage: Eukaryota; Fungi; Ascomycota; Dothideomycetes; Mycosphaerellales; Teratosphaeriaceae
Exons: 1
Coding region: 1-1080 (359 amino acids)
Molecular function (GO): oxidoreductase activity, acting on the CH-CH group of donors, NAD or NADP as acceptor
Source: RefSeq, a predicted model, not a curated record